AUGACUUCGGUCAAGUCCUCCAUGUUGUCGGGUUUGAUGUCCACAAUGUCUGCGUUGGGAAGGCCGGUUAAGGAAAAUCAUCGCCGGGCGCCAGCAACCGAGAAUUUCUCGUGGCCAGUCUCAAGCGGACGCUUCCUUGCUUGGUGCCUGUAUUACAAGAAUCUUGACUGCAUCCUCUUGGGAAUGCGGGCUCCGUCUCCUCGCCCAUUGACCGCGCCGCCGGAUUACUCAGCAGCCGCCGCAGCGGACAGGCUGACCCAGCAGAGGGAGGGCGGCGGGGGAGCGGCUGCCAUCGCUCAGCCCAACCGGGCAGCCCUGCCCUUGGCGGAGGAAGAAGAGGAGGAGGAGGAAGAGGAGGAGGACGGGCCCCGCUUCAUGGAGCCGAGGGAUCGGCCGAGCCGCUUUCCCGCAAGCAGCGGAGGAUGCGGCUUUGCGCCAGCGACAUCCAGAGAUGCUCCAGCCUUAGCAACGGCGCCCGCAGCUCCGGAGAGCCCCCUCCCCGCUGGAACGGAGGAGACGUCAAGCGGACCCCCCCCCUCCCCACCCUCGCCGCAAGAGGCGGGGGCGGGGGGCGACGGCCAGCCCCGGCCCCUCCGCCUUUACGAAGCAGGCAGGCCCCUCCCCGCCGGACUUGCCAGCCAACCAGCCCAGAACCGAACCAGACAGUUAUAGAGGUGCAAAUGACAGACUCAAUAAUUCCUCUGCCUAGUCCAACCCCCUGCGCAAACAGAAGAACUUAUAGCAUUUCGGACAAGUGGCUAUCCAGUCUGCUCUUAAAAACCUCCAGUGAUGGAGCAGCCACAACCUCUGAAGGCGACUUCUCACAGUUCUCACUGUCAGGAAAUUUCUCCUUA
Ahaetulla prasina is the source of this 854-nucleotide messenger RNA. Its product is annotated as atherin-like. The coding region runs from base 1 to 672 and encodes 223 amino acids. The record is from RefSeq and is a predicted model, not a curated record. The transcript is spliced from 3 exons. Lineage: Eukaryota; Metazoa; Chordata; Lepidosauria; Squamata; Colubridae.